AUGAAUACACAACAGGUCCAUACUGUUUCGAGAACCGCUAUAGGCAAGGCGCAAGCAGACCUGAAGGAGAUGCCAACUGAGCCUCUUCUUCCGCCACAGAUCAGCGGGUCCUACAAAGUAAAUGAGCGAGUCAUCGCAGCAUUCCCCAUUCCCAAGACUCAAGUAAUAGACGCCUACAACUGCGGUAAAUCGCUCUGGGGUAAAGCGGCCAAGAUUGUUGUCCAGCUUCCCACCGGACAGACCGACAACUACUUCCUCAAGGUUGUAUCUCUAGGAAGCAUAGGAAGGCACAUGUGCGAAGGUGAAUACGAAUCGCUCAAAUCCAUCUAUGCAGUCUCCCCUUCAUUCGUUCCACACCCAUAUGGUUGGGGCCAGAUCGACGAAGGUUUAGCAGAGACGUACUUUCUGCUUGCGGCUUUCCGAGAUGUGGGAGAACAGCCUGCAGACCCAGUCAAUUUAGCUGCGGGUCUGGCAGACAUGCAUCAACGAUCCAUCUCGCCAACCGGCAAAUUCGGCUUUCACUUCUCCACGUGCCAUGCGCGUAUCGCUCAGGCUGUCGAUACCUGGGAAGAUUCGUGGUGCACUCUGUAUGGUCGGCACCUCGGCCAUGUCAUGGAGCUUGCUAAGCCAAUUCUCCAAUGGCCAGAGUUCGAUGUAGUCUGCGAUCUCACACUCCAGAAAGUGGUACCACGUCUCCUGUUGCCUCUCCAAGCAGAAGGCCGAAUCCUAAAACCAUGCCUUCUCCACGGUGACUGUUGGGACGGAAACACAGCAAUCGAAGCGAAGACAGGCGAGGCUUUCGUGUUCGACGUUUGCUCCUUCUACGGACACAAUGAGUACGACAUUGGCGAUUGGAGGGCACCGCGCCACCGCCUGAGCAGUGAAGCAUAUAUACGGAACUACAAGCAAAACUUCCCAGUAUCUGAGCCUGUGGAAGACUGGGACGCCAGAAAUUUGCUGUACUCGUUAACGUUCAACAUUGGUAACACUAUCUAUAUCCCAGGUUCACAGCAGCGCCAAAUCGUGUUUGACGAUAUGCAUAUGCUGUGCCACCUCUUCUGCCCAGACGAGCUGAAAGCUGCAAUGGACAAACUCAAAGGAGACUCUACUAUCAGUGAGAGCUCGCAAACAGGCCAUCCAACGAUGCAUCAGAAUGACGGUUUUGUGGAGGCCGAGGCGCAGGGAAAUGAAGAAGAGGAAGAGUGGCUGCUCUAG
Alternaria postmessia is the source of this 1215-nucleotide messenger RNA. RefSeq lists its product as uncharacterized. The transcript has 4 exons. The coding region runs from base 1 to 1215 and encodes 404 amino acids. NCBI's taxonomy places the organism in Eukaryota, Fungi, Ascomycota, Dothideomycetes, Pleosporales, Pleosporaceae. The record is from RefSeq and is a predicted model, not a curated record.